AUGGAUUUCUACUCCAACCUAUCCUCAACAUCAUCGCCACUAGCAUCGUCGAUAUACCCCACCAUUUUUGAGAUUUUGUCAUCCGAUGAGAUUGAUGCGCUCCUUACACCUUCCGUCAGAUAUAUAACAGCCAACUUAGUGGCUCGAAAGCCCAACAAGUAUACAUUGUGGAUAAAUAACUGGUUUGAUGAAUGGUUUCUGUUGGCGACAAAGCUUGCUAUAGAAUCUCACUAUGUGAUUAAUUGGGAUGGCACGUUCAUAGAGAACUUCUACGGUUUGAAGCGAAUAAAUUCGUCAAACAGCGUUCUCUUAAAAACUCUACAACGAGGUUCGAAUCUAGAUAUUCCACUAAGAUUAAAUACAAACCAAAGAUGCGCAGUGCUUUUUGAAAAGGUACUUGUACCAUACCUUGCGACCAAACUCGAUUUAACGCAUUCAAAGCUGCUGGCAGGUGCCUUGGUACGUGAUCGUCUUCAAGACGAAGGCACUUCUUUCAGAAUCCGUAAAGCACUGCGAGGAAUAUUUGUCAAGUAUUACCCGCUAUUGAAGAAGCUCGUUUUUCUGUUGAACCUUGCUGUCAAGCUUUACUUCCUAUCGGGCAGAACAGGCGCUACAUCAUUGAUUGAUUUCAUUUUAAACAUACAGUAUACUCGUCUGUCCAGAUUCGACUAUGAACGGAACGAAGACAAGAAGCUCGAUGUGCUGAAAGGGCACGGGCUUUCUAGGCCCAGUAAGCUGAACAAGUCUGCACUCCUCUUUCUCUUAAAGGUCUGGAGUUCUAAAUUCGGGUCAACGAUAAAAACCUCUGCAUCGCAGUUCUUCCCUGCAUUCAUAUUUACGUUGCGCGUCUUCCAGUGGUGGACGUCGCAGGAUUUAUCAGCUGAAUUACUGAGAAAAGUAGACGCUAUCGAUGGAGAUAUCCCGCCGCCUCCUUUCCCAUUCGAAAGAAAUAUAAGCGGUAAAUGCAGGAUCUGUGAUAAUCCCAUUCAAAACCCUGCAGCAAUUGGAACGGGUUACGUCUUUUGCUACCCAUGCAUAAUGGCUUACUUACCACAACACGAGGGCAAAUGUCCCGUAACUGGCAGCAAACUGUUGGGGUGCGACUACGACAAAGAAUCGGGCAAUUGGUCAGUUAAGGGCGUGAGAAAGCUUCUAGUAUAG
Molecule: messenger RNA, 1161 nt
Organism: Lachancea nothofagi CBS 11611
Lineage: Eukaryota; Fungi; Ascomycota; Saccharomycetes; Saccharomycetales; Saccharomycetaceae
Source: the annotation of a GenBank genome assembly